AUGCGUGACACUUUAUCUUCUGGACCACAAACAACACUUUGCUGGGAGCAAACUAAUCUCUACCUGCGCAACCGGACUGAAGCGCGAAGGAGACGAAGUGGCUGGAAUAGGCGGAAGGCGAGCGAGCGGGAAACUUCAGCUACUGCAUACUAUAUCAUGCCCAUACUAUGUAGAUACCUCGCCAGGGCGCACUUACUCCAGGAAGUGCGACUGCACUUGUUCGCUGUCUCCUCACUCCGAGUCAUUCUAAAAUCUGGGGACCAAGAGAUUGCUGUGUUGGACAAUUAUACCGGGAGCCGAGUUGCAUCAUGGCUCAACCCUGUCUACCGUGUUAGAUUCACGGUAACCCUGUGUGCACUUCCGUCUACCGCGCAGCCUAGUGAGAUUACUGUCGACCUUUACAUGCAUGCACCAGAAACAGCAUUGGCGCUGUACCGACCUCGUAUACUAUGGAUGCUUCCGGACGCUGCAAAGAAGCGUCUGCCGUAUUCGCAGUUCCUGGUGGAUCAACAGCCUCCCCCAGAAAUUGAGGCACGCAAUGCAUGUCAUGGACUGGUGUAUCGCUCCGAUUUGACUAAAAUCCCAUUUGAAGCUUUAGUAUUACGGCGCACAGAGGACUUCCAGUACCAUGAGCAGCUCGUGUGCUGCAAACAGCUAUCUCAUGCAGCCCCUUGUCUCUCCUGUCGUCAAGGUCAUGAAGAUCUAUGCCGGUUCUUAUUUCUUCGAACCUUGGUAUCACAUGAUGGGGUUAUAGUCGGGCUAAGUUUUACAGACAUCCAACCGGCGACAUCUUUGCAAAAGCGAACUGCGUGGCAUAGUCCUCGGGAUACUGAACACAUUCGGCACCUUCGGUCCUUUAUUGCACCUGUCCUUGCACCCGUUCUGCAGCGCGAGGCGGAGCAUUUACUGGAACCAAAUAUUUUGACACACACUCGUCAGGUGGAUUAUCGUGUCAUCUGCGAUUGUUGUGGAGCAUCUAUUUUCAGUGGUGCUUGGCUGUGCCGCACUUGCGGUUACGAGUCAUGUUUUGCGUGCUACGAGGCCUUGGCCAUUCAAAAUUCCAAGUGUACUUCUUCGUCACACGACCGCGAACACUUCUUACCAGUCACCUGCCUCUCCAAUGCUGAAGUCAACCAAACCCUAGAGGAAAUUAGUCAAACGUUAUCAACACUAUCAACACCACCUAAAUGGAGCCAUCCCGUUCGGUCAGAGUUUGACGACUUCCGUGGAGCUAACCUCAAGGUCAGAGCCUACAAGAUUUCGGAGUCGGCUGCCACGACGAUGACCGAGGCGGCUUUCCGGACUUUAUGGGCCCGGGGAGAACCUCUACUAGUGACCGGUGCCAGCAAUGGGUUGGAAUUGCCGUGGGAUCCAGCUUACUUCCGCCACAAUCAUGGGGAGGAACUUGUGACGGUGGUAGAGUGCCAGAGUGGGGAAACUGAAGAAAUGACGAUCCGCCAGUUUUUUGAUCAGUUUCAAUUUGGCAAAGCACGCCCGCGCAGGAAAAUCUUACCGUUGAAACUGAAGGAUUGGCCACCCGAGGAGCAAUUUGACAUCAAAUACCCACAGCUCGCAACGGACUUCAUGAGAGCAAUGCUAUUUCCAAAUUAUAUGUGUGGCGAUGGUGUCUAUAAUUUAUGGUCGUAUCUUCCUUCCAACAUAGUGCAUCCAGAUCUUGGGGCAAAAAUGUAUCUGGCAUACGCCAAUCUCAACACAGCCGAUAAGGUUCAGGGGUCCACCCGCCUCCAUUUGGAUAUGACUGAUGCUUUCAAUCUCUGUGUCUUUGCUGGUGAAACAAGCUCCUGUGAACCGGGAUACGCCACAUGGGACAUUUUCCCAGCGGAUGUUACCCCUGAACUUCGUCAAAAACUCGAUCCCAUACAUGGCCAGCAUCUUUAUCUCAACGACCAGAUGCUGGCAGAGUUGGCCAAUGGCGGCAUUUUCAGUUACCGUUUACACCAAAGACAAGGUGAUAUGGUGUUUAUACCUGCAGGCUGCGCUCAUCAGGUCCACAACAUGAGCGACUGUAUAAAGAUCGCUAUGGAUUUUGUAUCCCCAGAGAAUAUUCGUCGCACCGUUGCAGUAACUAAGGAGUUUCCUGUUAUCGCACAUAUGGAGGAGGUACUUCAGGUUCAGACAAUGCUAUGGUUCACCUGGGUAUCCACUCAAUUGCAGACCUAA
This is a messenger RNA of Mycena indigotica, 2181 nucleotides long. Its product is annotated as JmjC domain-containing protein. Bases 1 to 2181 code for a protein of 726 amino acids. Lineage: Eukaryota; Fungi; Basidiomycota; Agaricomycetes; Agaricales; Mycenaceae. Gene Ontology annotation, cellular component: chromatin; histone deacetylase complex. The transcript has 11 exons. Gene Ontology annotation, biological process: regulation of transcription by RNA polymerase II. Gene Ontology annotation, molecular function: chromatin DNA binding; histone H3K9 demethylase activity; transcription coregulator activity. The record is from RefSeq and is a predicted model, not a curated record.